AAACAAAUGUCAAUUUUGACAUUGACAAUUAAAUAAUUUUCUCAUUAAUUUAUCAGGUUUUUCUAAAUUGAUUUAUAAAAUAAUAAAAUGAAUAAUUGAUGAAGAAGAUGGAAAAAAAAUUGUACAAUUAAUUUAUUUCUACAUUGGAGCUAGAGAGAGUUUUAACAAUCAUCAAAACAAUUAUCAAAAAAAAUAAUGAAUUUUCUUGAAGGAUGUCCUGGGUUAUAUUGUGGACGAAGUCUUUUAACUGAUGGAAAUUGGAGUGAUUGUGGAGUAUGUGCAAGAGGCUUUAAAUCAAAUGAAAGUUCUGCUUGUGUACCUUGUGAAGAUAAUUUAACUUUAUAUGAUUGGUUUUAUUUGAGUUUUAUUGCAGUAUUUGUUCUUGUACUUCAUUGGUUUUUCAUUGAUGUUGUUACUAAAAGACGUAAUAUACCACAAGAAGUUAUUAUUAUUCAUAUAUCAGCAUUAUUUGAAACAGCUUUAGCUUCAUUGAUAACACUUCAUGUAACUGAUCCAAUUGGUACAUAUGAUGUACGUUCAUGUAAAACAAAACGUUUGUCUGAUUGGUAUACACUAUUUUAUAAUCCAAGUCCAAAUUAUGAAACUUUACUUUAUUGUACACAAGAAGCUGUAUAUCCUCUAUAUACAAUGGUCUUUGUUUUUUAUUCACUUGGAGCAAUAAUUAUGCUGUUAAUACGUCCACUUAUUGUUAGAAAAUUUCUUCCAAAAAGAGGAAAACUUACAGUAUAUGCAGCUUUAUAUUUCUAUCCAAUUUUGGCACUAUCACAUGCAGUUGGUGGUGGAUUAAUAUAUUAUUCAUUUCCAUAUAUCACAAUAAUCUUGACAGUUUUAUCAAGUGCUGCUCAUUUUGCCUUUAAAUUAAAUCAGACAAUGAAAUCAUUAUUACUGAGUUCUGUGACUGAUUUUAAAAAUAUUGUUGUUAUUCUUGGUCAUUGGUUAUUACAAGCAUUUGGUAUUAUGGCUGUUGCAACACUUAAAGACAUUGAUAUACAUCCUGCAAUGUUUAUAUUUGUUCCAUUUCCAGCAUUGUUUUAUAUAUUAACAGCAAGAUUUACAGAUCCUCAUAAACUUCAUAUUGAAUAA
This is a messenger RNA of Aphidius gifuensis, 1104 nucleotides long. RefSeq names its product JNK1/MAPK8-associated membrane protein. Gene Ontology annotation, biological process: response to unfolded protein. The coding region runs from base 196 to 1104 and encodes 302 amino acids. The transcript has 4 exons. The record is from RefSeq and is a predicted model, not a curated record. Lineage: Eukaryota; Metazoa; Arthropoda; Insecta; Hymenoptera; Braconidae. Gene Ontology annotation, molecular function: ubiquitin protein ligase binding. Gene Ontology annotation, cellular component: membrane.